Molecule: messenger RNA, 471 nt
Organism: Brassica oleracea var. oleracea
Lineage: Eukaryota; Viridiplantae; Streptophyta; Magnoliopsida; Brassicales; Brassicaceae
Exons: 1
Coding region: 1-471 (156 amino acids)
Source: RefSeq, a predicted model, not a curated record
AUGCCGGAACAAUGGGGUAUGUCAGAAAAGAUUACCGCUUGCGAUUUGGGUAAUGGACAUUUUCUAUUCAAUUUUGAUAAUGAGGAAGAUCUUAAUUGUGUUCUCAACCAAGGCCCUUUCCAUCACAACUUCUCUAUGUUCGUGUUGGUACGCUGGGAGCCGGUGAUAGACGAACACUAUCCGUCGAUGGUGCUGUUUUGGAUUCACCUCCAAGGGAUCCCACUUCAUCUCUGCACUCAUCAAAAUCUAGAAUCUAUUGGUAAUCAACUUGGGAAAGUGGACACGAUUGAUGCUGCAAAGGGAAAGAUCAAUGUUGAGAUGGAAUCUUCUAAGCCCUUGAAGUUCUCAAGGAAACUUCAAACAAUAAAUAAAGAGGAUAUUACCAUUAAGCUCCACUAUGAAAAGGUUUUUAAGCAUUGUACCACAUGUGGUCUUAUGUCACAUGAGGCUCAAGAUUGCUUGACGAAGUAG